Molecule: messenger RNA, 679 nt
Organism: Vitis vinifera (wine grape)
Lineage: Eukaryota; Viridiplantae; Streptophyta; Magnoliopsida; Vitales; Vitaceae
Exons: 2
Coding region: 51-488 (145 amino acids)
Source: RefSeq, a predicted model, not a curated record
CCUUAUUGAAGAUAGACAGUGGCAGUGGUUGUGGUGCACCCAUCGUUCAAAUGCUUCUUCUGCAAUCUCUCUCUCCGUCACCACUUCCACCGCUCUCUCUUUCCUCCGGACAACCCAUCUCUCAGUUUCUAUCACACUGUGUUGGUAAUCAUCCCACCUGGAGUAGGAGGAGAAGAUCAUCAGCAAGCUCUGUUUCUACUGUUCAUGCAGUUGAUAAAGAUUCACAGCAGUUCGAGGUUGACCCAGAUAAGGCCCGUGAAGCGCUUCAGAAGCUCGAUCAGCAGCUUCAGUCUCUGUCCCAGAAACAAGAUACUCCUCCCAGGAAAACUGCUUCAAACCAGAAUCUUGCAGGGGAUCAAAUGAGAGAAGAACCGGUGGAGUUGUCGGGAUCGUUUCUAGCAUAUUCAGCUCUUGCACUCGUCGUCUUCACCAUUUUCUACAAUGUACUAUUUCUUACAGUGAUACAACCCUCCAUAGAUGGACAAUAGCCAGUUUUAACUACUACUGCUACUGUGACAAAAGCUCCAAAUUAGCAGUUUUGAGAUGGUGGCUUCUAAUACCAGAAGCUGAAGUUUUGGCUAUUUGUAAGCCAAAAAAAGGAAGAUUUUUAUUUUAUUUUGUUGCAGAAAACUCAAAGCAAUAGUAAGAAUUUCCAGGCCUUGUUUGGACUUUGGACUAA